ACUGUAUUCCUCUGUCUGAUCGUUGUCUGGAUUACAUGAUACAGAAACUGGAUGUAGACGGGGAUGGAGAGAUUGAUCUCAAUAGUUUUUACAGUAGUUUUCACGAGGACGAAGACCUGGGGGAAGUGAUGCAAGCCAAGUCAGAAUACAAACGGAAGGAGAGAGAGAUGCACAACGCCUCAAAGAACUGGAACUUUGACAUAUAAAACACAGACAUUGGACGUGUUCGAAUCAAACUUCAGAGACUGAUGCAGAGAAAAAUGGACGGCAAUCCCACAUUCAGGGCGCGUGUGGACUUGUUCCAAGAGGCGCUCAAAGAGGGAAAACUCAAAUCCGUUUACAAUGACAAAAAAGACAAAGCCAAGGAACGAGAACGAAUCCAACAGAAACGGAUGAUCAAACGACAGCUGGCAGACGACUCCUUGGAUGAAGAGGAACAAUCCAAGUUAAAACUGGACCUUGAAAUUGUUAGCCAGGAGAUGGCAACAGAAAACUCCAGAAUCGGGAGCGGAUCCAGGAGAGCGAGUGGACGUCCCGCCUCUGGACUUCAAAAACUAAAAGAGCACCAAGAAAACAGUGACUCACAAUCCCCUAAAACUUCCCGGCCAAGUUCUGGCCUACCCUCCCGCCCUAUAUCCGGGCAUUCAUCCCUCCGACCUAAUUCUAGUCGCCUCGGCUCCACAACUCGCCCCAGGUCAACACAGUCAAGUCAGAGAGGGGCGGGUAAUUCCAGUACCAGGUCCUCACGGCCGGGCUCCCCCCUGAUUAACACUGCGAGGAGAGACUCCAAAAAUUUGACAUCUAAUCCAAACUCAGAGAGAAGGAGCGUAUCUAAUGGAAAUGAUUGGAAACCCCUCAAUUUCUGAUUCACUAUAUGAUAUAAGUUAUUUAUAAAUAAUGCGUGUUUACUGAAAGAGUAAAUGAUUGGAUUGAAUGGAUCCCACGAUUUAUUUUGCUAAUAAAACGUCUGUAAAAUUUUAUAACAGAAAUAAAUCUAUUAUUAUAA
Saccostrea cuccullata (small rock oyster) is the source of this 1006-nucleotide messenger RNA. RefSeq lists its product as uncharacterized. NCBI's taxonomy places the organism in Eukaryota, Metazoa, Mollusca, Bivalvia, Ostreida, Ostreidae. Bases 249 to 866 code for a protein of 205 amino acids. The transcript is spliced from 3 exons. The record is from RefSeq and is a predicted model, not a curated record.